AUGGCUUCCGCUCCUACAUACACUGGAGAGGCAGAGAAGGGGGGUGUUCCAAGGGUAUCUGCCAAUGGCAGUCAGUCGAGCAAUGAGGCCGUCGUCAGUGGAGAGGUCAACAAGCUCCAGCGUGGUCUCAACGGACGCCAUAUGCAGAUGAUUGCCAUCGGAGGCGCGAUUGGAGCCGGUCUUUUCGUGGGUUCUGGAGGUGCGCUGUCCAGUGGUGGUCCUGCGAGUUUGCUUAUUUGCUUCAUGAUCAUUGGUGUCAUGAUCAUGCUCAUGAUGCAAGCGCUCGCUGAACUUGCCGUGAUGUACCCUGUAAACGGUGCAUUUUACCAAUACAUUGUCCGCUUCAUCGAUCCUUCUUGGGGUUUCGCCAUCGGUUGGGAUUAUGCUAUCCAGUGGCUCACCAUCCUGCCAUUCGAGAUCACAGCAGCGGCCAUUACUAUCGACUUUUGGCAUCACUACAACAUUGGAAUUUGGAUCGCCGUCUUCCUCACCAUCCUCUCCGUCAUCCAAAUCUUUGGCGUCCGCGGUUACGGUGAAGUCGAGUUCAUCCUCAGUAUGAUCAAGAUCAUCGCAUGCACAGGCUUCAUCAUCUUCGGUAUCAUCGUGAACUGCGGUGGAGUUCCAACUGACAACAGAGGCUACAUUGGCGCAGCGUACUGGCACGCUCCCGAACAUGCCUUCCGUAACGGCUUCAAGGGCUUCUGCUCUGUCUUCGUCACCGCAUCGUUCGCGUUCGGUGGCACUGAACUCACUGGUCUCGCAGCCGCUGAAGCCGCCGACCCCGUCAAGCAGAUCCCUAAAGCAACCAAGCAGGUCUUCUGGCGUAUCACCUUCUUCUACGUCGUCAAUCUCUUUAUCCUCGGUCUCAUCGUUCCCAGCAGUUCCGAGUUCCUCCUCGAAUCUUCGGGCGCGAACACCAAGGCCUCUCCCUUCGUCGUUGCGAUUCAAAUGGCCGGCGUCAAGGGCCUACCUUCCGUCUUCAACGCCGUCAUCACCGUAGCCGUCAUCUCUGUCGCCAACUCUGCAACCUACGCAUCGACCCGAACACUCCAGGCCAUGGCAACCCAGGGCAUGGCCCCCAAGAUCCUCGCCUACGUCGACAAGAAGGGCCGCCCCAUCCCCACCAUCAUCCUCCAGCUCAUCUUCGGCCUCCUCGCCUUCAUCAACGAGGCCACCGAGACCGGCAGCGUCAUCUUCGGCUGGCUCCUCGCCUUGUCCGGCAUCGCCAACUUCUUCGUCUACGGCAGCAUUUGCCUCGCCCACAUCCGAUUCCGCAUGGCGUGGGCCUUCCGCGGCCACACCGUCGAGGAGCUCCCUUACCGCGCUGCCUUCGGCGUCUGGGGUAGCUACAUCGGUGUCUUCAUGAACAUCAUGUGCCUCAUCGCACAGUUCUACGUCGCUCUCUGGCCCGUUGGCGGCGAACCCGACGCCGAAGCCUUCUUCUCCGCCUACCUUGCCCUCCCGCUUAUCAUACUCCUCUAUGCCAUCUGGAAGGUGUACUCCUGGCGCGCCAUCCCCUCCCACCGCCCCUUGUUCGUCAAGAUCGCGGACAUCGACGUCUACGAGGGUCUCCGCGACGGCCAGCUCGCCAUCUCGGGCCGCGACGUGGAUGAGGAGCAGAGGAUGCAGGGUAUCUCGGGUCUCGAGCAGGAUCGCCAGAAGAAGUCUUGGGGAAAGAGGAUUGCGGAGGUUGUGUUUUAA
Molecule: messenger RNA, 1701 nt
Organism: Aaosphaeria arxii CBS 175.79
Lineage: Eukaryota; Fungi; Ascomycota; Dothideomycetes; Pleosporales
Product: amino acid transporter-like protein
Exons: 5
Coding region: 1-1701 (566 amino acids)
Biological process (GO): amino acid transmembrane transport
Cellular component (GO): membrane
Molecular function (GO): amino acid transmembrane transporter activity
Source: RefSeq, a predicted model, not a curated record